AUGGCCGGGUCAAAGAAGAAUCAAAAGAUUAAAAAGAAGUCUACUCAGACUAGAAAAGUGCCAACUUUGAAGCAGAAAUUGCAUCGUGAAUCGAAAGUCGUGAAAGUUGACAGCUUGAAGUGGAAGAAGGUUGACAUUCCAGACACCUUAGAUGACUUCGAGGGGUUCUACGGCUUGGAAGAGAUCGAUGGUGUUGACGUCCAAGUUGAAAAUGGAGUCACAAAGUUUAUAGUUAAGGGUGACCAAGAAGAUGAAGAUGAGGCUGAACAUGACGCUGAAGAUGACGCUGAAGGAGAAGAAGAAGAUGAAGAAAUCGAUGCUGAGGAUGAGUUCACAGGAUUUGAAACUGACGAAGUUUCGACAUCUGAAGAGCAAACAAGCUCUGAAAAGAAGGAACAAAAUAAUACCAAAGGUGCUAAAGAUUCAAAAGAUUCCAAAAAGAAGAAGCAACCGAAGACAGACAAGGACGGAAAGGGUGCCGGUGCACAAGGAACUUCCAACGCAUUCGAUAUUGACUUGGAAGCAAUUGGUAACACAGAUGUAGACCUUGCUGAGUGGAACGACCUUAAUCUCUCUUCUUAUACUCUAACUGGGUUGUCUGCUCUUGGAUUUAUCAGUCCGACUGAAAUUCAAAAGGAAACUAUCCCAUUGGCUCUAUCAGAACUGAAAGAUGUCAUUGGUAAGGCAUCAACUGGUUCGGGUAAAACUUUGGCAUACGGUAUUCCAAUUUUGGAACGUUACUUACAACAAUUACCAGUAAUCGAACAGGCUCGUUCCCAAAAGAAGUCUCCAUCCCCUACUGGUAUAAUAUUUGCACCAACAAGAGAAUUGGCUCAUCAAGUUGUCGACCACUUAAAUAAAUUGGCACAAUUUUCUCCCUUACAGCAACAUGGUAUCGUCAGUGUAACUGGUGGGUUAUCCAUUCAAAAACAAGAAAGAUUAUUGCUGCAUGGUCCUGGAAUUAUCGUUGCAACUCCAGGUAGAUUCUUGGAACUUUUACAAAAAGACGAAGAAUUAAUCAAGAGGUUAGCACUUACUGAGUUUAUUGUAUUGGAUGAAGCUGAUAGAUUAUUACAGGAUGGACAUUUCGAAGAGUUCGAGAAGAUUUUGGAAUUAUUCCAUAAAAAUAGACCCAAGAGAGAAGGACACCCUUGGAAAUGGCAAACGUUGGUCUUCAGUGCAACUUUUGCCAAAGAUUUAUUCUAUAAAUUAGAUACCCAAAAGUCGUUCAAGAAGGCAGAUGAAAAGGAAUCUGCCGAAGAGAAGAAUACCGAAAUUGUAAAGCUUUUACAUGACAAAUUGAGGUUCAAGGAUUCUAAACCAGCUUACAUUGAUAAAAAUCCUAAUGAUAAAGUUUCGGAUGCAAUUAGUGAAGCCCUUGUCGAAUGUGGAGCCACUGAGAGAGAUUUAUACUUGUACUACUUUUUGCUCAUGUAUCCUGGUUCGACGUUGGUGUUUGCCAAUGCCAUUGAUUCUGUCAAGAGACUUGUACCUCUCUUAAACAAUUUAAACAUUCCUGCAUUUUCAAUUCAUUCCUCUAUGGUUCAAAAGCAAAGAUUAAGAGCAAUUGAAAGAUUUACUGAAGCUACCCUGAAGAACAAAACUGCAGUUUUAAUUGCAUCUGAUGUUGCAGCUAGAGGGUUGGAUAUUCCAAACAUUGACCAUGUUGCUCACUAUCAUUUACCAAGAUCUGCUGACGUUUAUAUCCAUAGAUCAGGUAGAACAGCUAGAGCUGGUAAGGAAGGUGUAAGUGUGAUGUUUUGCUCACCCCAGGAACUGUCUGGUCCUUUAAGGAAACUUCGUAAGGCAAUUGCAGACUCUUCCAACAAGAAAUACAAGAAAAUUAAUGCUCAUCAAGAUGUGAAAUUGUUACCAGUUGACAUGGAUAUUAUUACCCAAUUAAAACCAAGAAUCACUAUUGCCUCAAAAUUGGCAGACAAUGAUGUUGCAAGCACCUCCACUAGAAAGGAAGAUUCAUGGGUUAACCAAGCUGCUGAAGAUUUGGGUAUUGAUGACUUAGACGAUAUUGCAAAUUUCGACGAUGAUAUUCUUAAGAGAAUGAGGAAGAGAAAGGAGAAUAAAUUGCUUGAGAAGGAUGAUUCUAAGGCCAUGAAGUACGAAUUAAAACAACUUUUGAACGAAAAGUUGAGAAAGAAUGCAAGAAGGUCUUACAUUACAAGUGGAUUGGAAAACUUGGCUCAUCAAAUGGUCUCUGGUAACAUGCAUAAUGAGGUUUUAGGACACGCAAAGAUAAAUGCUUUGGAUGACAUAAGGAAGAAGCCAAAGGUUGAUGCCAAGAAAGCAGCAAAGAAAGCUGCUCCAUCGAAAGUGACAAAACUUAAGGAAAACAAGAAGAACAAUAAAAAGGGCAAGGUCAAUAACAAUGACAAAAAAUAA
This is a messenger RNA of Dujonia railenensis, 2397 nucleotides long. The record is from the annotation of a GenBank genome assembly. Lineage: Eukaryota; Fungi; Ascomycota; Pichiomycetes; Serinales; Debaryomycetaceae.